UUCUUUAUGCGUUUUUCUUCUCUCAAACGCCAAUUUCAAAUUGUUUGUUUCUGGGGAAAAUUUAUUUCUCUUUAACGCUUCCUUUUUCCCGGGAUUUUUUCUUCAUCGUUCUCGUCCCAAUCUGUUGCCGAAAUCCAAAUCAAACGCUUCCAAACUCUCACAACGCGAUUCGCAAAAUCCAAAGAACAACAACGACAACAGCAAUUCGCUGAUUUUUCCCCCUUCUCGUUCCUCCUUUCGUUGGUCGCGUCAUUGUUCGAUUCCGAGGGUUUUGGAAUCGAAAUUCUGCGCGCGUUCUUGUUGUUUUUCAGUGUUUUUUUAAUUCGUCAGAGGUGCGAGAUUCCAACGUGUUAGUUGGUAUAGGAAUUAGGAAACUGAUGUUGGCUUGAAAGUUAAGUCCUGAAUUCUUGGAGGUUCUGUGUUGCACAUCGUUUCGAUGUGAAAUUAGGGUUUUUGUGGACAGUAUGAUGGUCAAGCGGACAGUGAGAACCGAAAUGCCAAACCUGAAAAGGUGCAAGCUGGAAGAAGGAGAGGAAGCAGAGCAUGAUUCUGAGAGCUAUGGUUGUUCCGGGAAUCAGAAGAAGCGGAAGGUUAACGAAUUAUGCUCUCGCGAUGCUGAAGAUUUCAGCAGUGGUUCUGGCUCUUGGUGCAGCGAAGGAGCGUAUUGGAAUGGUGGUGCUGAGGUUCAGUCCAAUUCAAAUUCCGUACAGCUGAACGGUAAAAUGGCACCGCGUGACGGCGGCGGAGAUGGGACUCGGCCGCCAUUGUUGCGGUCUACACGGGGCCGCCAUCAGUCCUUGCCGUCGAGGUUCAAUGACUCGGUUCUUGAUUCAUGGAAGAACCAAGGAGUCAAAGUGGAGGACACGGAUUCCAGCUUUGAGGAUGAUGCAGAAGAAGAGAAGAAAAAGAAGGGUGAUAAUUAUUGUCGUCUUGAAGUGAAUAUAGAGAUGGAAAAGAAUGGUUUUGUUAAAACUGAGAGUAACAGUUCUGUGCUUAGUUUUGAGGGUGGUGUGGAGCAGAAGGUUAAAACUACUGCGAAUGGUGGUGAAAGGAGGAAACAGGUUUACAGGCCGGAGGAUUUCGCGUUGGGUGAUAUAGUUUGGGCGAAGUGUGGGAAGAGGUACCCUGCUUGGCCUGCUGUGGUGAUUGAUCCUAUCUUGCAGGCUCCGAAAUCCGUCCUCAGCUGCUGCGUUCCUGGUGCACUCUGCGUCAUGUUCUUUGGCUUUUCGAAAAAUGGGACCCAAAGGGACUAUGCUUGGGUGAAGCAGGGAAUGAUAUUCCCUUUCUCUAAGUUCAUGGAAAGAUUCCAGGGUCAGACACAGUUGUACAAGAGCAAACCGAGUGACUUUCGCAUGGCAUUGGAGGAGGCAAUGCUGGCUGUAGAUGGUCUUCUCAACUCACAGCUGGAAGUAGAGGAAGUAACUUAUGUAAAUGCUUAUCCGAAUGGACAUUUAGAGGCCCCAGCCAUGCCUGUUGAUGAUGAAUACCACUGCGAGGAUCAAGAUACAAUAUCUUGUGCUGGCUGUUAUUUGAUGUUGCCAUGCAAAACGAUGAAGAAGAUUAAGGACCCAAGUGGUGCAUCUCAAUUUUAUUGCAAACAUUGCUUUAAGUUACGAAAAUCAAAACAAUAUUGUGGCAUUUGCAAAAAGAUUUGGCACCAUUCACAUGGUGGGAAUUGGGUGUGCUGUGAUCGCUGUAAUGUUUGGGUGCAUGCUGAGUGCGAUAAAAUAUCCAUUGAACUUUUCAAGGAUCUUGAAAACACAGAUUACUAUUGCCCAGCGUGCAAGGGAAAUUUCAAUAAGAAAGUACCCAUACCCAAAACAAGCAAGUCAAAAAAGAAGUAUAAUGUGGAAGACAGAUUGGUAGAGAAUAGCCAAAAAUCUAUAGUACCUGAGACGGUAACAGUGGUGUGCAAUGGCAUGGAAGGACUCUACUUCCCAAAGCUUCAUUUAAUUAUGUGCAAGUGUAGCUCUUGUGGUUCAAGGAAGCAGACACCAAGUGAAUGGGAAAGGCACACAGGUAGCAGAGCCAAAAAAUGGAAACAUAGUGUGAAAGUGAAAAGCAUGAUGCUCCCACUAGAAAAAUGGAUCACAGAAAACAUUUCACAAGAUGGAGUUCCACAGCAGUUAGAUCAGCAGCAGGUGCUUAGCUUUUUGCAAGAAAAUUAUGAGCCAGUUCAUGCAAAAUGGACAACAGAAAGAUGUGCAGUUUGCAGAUGGGUAGAAGAUUGGGAAGAUAAUAAAAUUAUUAUUUGUAACAGGUGCCAAAUAGCAGUCCACCAAGAAUGCUAUGGGGCAAAGAAUGUUCAAGAUUUUACUUCUUGGGUUUGUAGAGUAUGUGAAACACCAGAUGUGGAGAGAGAUUGUUGCCUCUGUCCUGUAAAAGGUGGUGCUCUAAAACCAACUGAUGUUGAGAUGCUAUGGGUUCAUGUGACAUGUGCUUGGUUUCAACCUCAAGUGGUUUUCCAAAAUCAUGAGGCCAUGGAACCUGCGGUAGGAAUACUGAGAAUUCCUCCUAAUACCUUUGUUAAGACCUGUGUGAUCUGUAAACAAAGCCAUGGUUCCUGUACAAGUUGUUGCAAGUGUGCUACUUAUUUUCAUGUGAUGUGUGCUUCGAGAGCGGGAUAUAGCACAGAAUUGCAUUCUGUGGAGAAGAAUGGGACUCAAAUAACAAAGAAGCUAAUAUACUGUGCAGUUCACAGGGUCCCAAAUCCAGAAUCUGUAUUGGUUGUACAUACUCCCCUGGGGGUUUUCUCUCCCAGAGCCUCUCUUGAAAAUCAUAGAAGAUGCUUCCGGGGGUCAAGGCUGGUUUCAUCAAAGAAUGUAGAGCUUAUUCAAUCUUCAAACUCUGAAGGUGACAAGAUUGAGCCAUUUUCUGCUGCAAGAUGUCAUGUAUACCGUAGAUCACUGAAUAAGAAGGCUGAAAUACCAAUAAUUCACUUGCUGAAGGGACCCGGCCAUCAUUCUUUAAGUGCAAUAACUCAGUUGAACAGCCAUAAGGAUGCUGAAGAUUCUAAAGUAUUUACUUCUUUCAAGGAACGACUUCAUCAUUUACAGAAAAUGGAAAAGCUUCGAAUUUGCUUUGGAAAAUCGGGUAUCCAUGGAUGGGGUCUUUUUGCUCGUAGAGAUAUACAAGAAGGAGAGAUGGUUGUUGAGUAUCGCGGUGAGCGGGUAAGGCGAAGUGUUGCUGAUUUAAGGGAAGUGAAAUACCGUGCAGAAGGAAAAGAUUGCUAUCUGUUCAAGAUCAGCGAGGAUGUGGUAAUUGAUGCAACGUACAAGGGCAAUAUAGCACGGCUAAUAAACCAUUCUUGCAUGCCAAAUUGCUAUGCAAGGAUUAUGAGUUUGGGUGAUCAAGAGAGUCGGAUCGUUCUCAUUGCCAAGACGAAUGUUUCUGCUGGCGAAGAAUUAACGUAUGAUUACUUAUUCGAUCCAGAUGAGCAGGAUGAACUGAAAGUUCCCUGCCUUUGCAAAGCCUCCAAUUGUAGGAAAUUUAUGAACUAGGGUUGACAUUUAACUUUUUUUUUUUUUACUGGAGCAAUAGCAGAUUCCUAACCAUAGGCCAUAGUAUAGAGUAAACAGUAGUCCAUUGAUAGGUAUAUCGUUUUUGCAAUCUCAUUAUAAUUGUAUAUCCUUUUGCUCAUCAUAAAUUAGGAAAAAGAUAUUCAGAUCAAUGAAUUAGAGGCAUUUUUGUAAAUUGCCUCUCCCAUUCUUGUAUAUUCUCCAAAAUUUUUGACAUGACAUUUGGAAAACAAAAUAUGCAUGAACAGAGCAUAUUCUUAUGUA
Arachis ipaensis is the source of this 3782-nucleotide messenger RNA. Its product is annotated as histone-lysine N-methyltransferase ATX3. Gene Ontology annotation, biological process: regulation of transcription by RNA polymerase II. NCBI's taxonomy places the organism in Eukaryota, Viridiplantae, Streptophyta, Magnoliopsida, Fabales, Fabaceae. Gene Ontology annotation, molecular function: protein binding. The record is from RefSeq and is a predicted model, not a curated record.